Caenorhabditis bovis is the source of this 291-nucleotide messenger RNA. The record is from the annotation of a GenBank genome assembly. NCBI's taxonomy places the organism in Eukaryota, Metazoa, Nematoda, Chromadorea, Rhabditida, Rhabditidae.
AUGCUCAAGCAUCUGAUUGUUGUGUUCCUCGCGCUCGUCGUCAUCACGGACGCCUUCGACAAAUUUUCGUUGAGCAAGGACAAGAACACAAGAGCCAAUAUUAAGCACCCAAUCUCUCGUCGUGUCCUUCGCUACGAGCGUUCGGCGAGUUUCGGCGAUUUUCCAACUCCAGCCGAAAUGCCGCUUUUCGUGCCAUCUCUCGACUUUGCCAAAGUCCGACCAAAUAUUCCAUCAAAGACCAAACCAAAUCAGAUCUUCGACUCGGAUUACAUGCCAGAAAUCGAUUUCUAA